AUGCUCAGUUUGUGGAGGUGUAACGGUCGAUUAGCACUCAGCUCUUGUUAUCGAACACUUUCGUGUUCCGAAGUGCCUUUGAGAAAUUCUUUUUAUCGAGGAAAACAACACAACACCGCCGUAAGACAAGGAGUUGCUUCUCUGCAUACCAGUCCAUGCUUGUAUGACCAGGACGUGAAGAAGCGCCGUUGGCCUUUCCAUGUGACAAUGACUGAGGAGCAAAAACAAAAGAAGCAGGAAAAAAUCGAAAAGAUGAAAGAGGAGAAGGAGCCAGAUACACUGUUUGGGAAGGUAAAGUACUACCUCAAGCGCUACUGGUAUAUUGCGGUCCCUGCGCACAUGAUUUGCUGCACAACAUGGUUUGGAGGUCUUUAUGCACUGGUACACUGUGGUGUAGAUGUCGUUGCACUUCUUCGAACGUUGCAUAUGCCGGCAGUUGUUAUUGAGAAAAUCGAGAAUGUUCCUCCUAGUGCUGGUGUGAUCGUUGUUGCCCUAAUUUUAUACAAGGUAGCGACGCCUCUUCGUUAUAUGACGACACUUGUUCUUAUUCAAGCAGCAUUUUGGACGUUACGUCGAAUGGGGAAACUUCGUACUGCACGCGAAGUCGAGUAUAAGGUGCGUACAGAAUACGAAAAGAAUAAAAUCAAGUACGGUAGGAAGCUUUACCGAUAUCGCAACAUGGGUGUGCGAGAUGUGCUUAGAAAGAACUCUCGUGAUCAGGCCGACAAAGAAGGCUCCCGCAGAUCAGAUCGAAAGGAUUAA
Molecule: messenger RNA, 762 nt
Organism: Ostertagia ostertagi
Lineage: Eukaryota; Metazoa; Nematoda; Chromadorea; Rhabditida; Trichostrongylidae
Source: the annotation of a GenBank genome assembly